CCUGCGUCAUCAAUGGAGCCCCGGAUUCCCCACAACAUCACCGUUGUCCCCAACUCCGUGAUGGUCCAGCCCUUGCUGGACAGCCGCAUCCCCUACGGGCGGCUGCAGCACCCGCUCACCAUCCUGCCCAUCGACCAAAUGAAGACCACUCACAUAGAGAACGACUACACCGACAACCCCACCGCCUCCCAGCUGGCAGCCCAGAAGCGUCCCCGAGGCCCCCAGGAAGCGGUGGUGACCAACCAGCACCCGCAGCGCUGCGAGCAGGAUGUCACCCACCCCUGGAUUUCCUUCAGCGGGCGCCCCAGCUCCAUCAGCAGCAGCAGCAGCACAUCCUCAGACCAAAGGCUCUUGGACCACAUGGCCCCGGCGCCGGUGGCGGAGCAGUCCUCCCCCAGGGCGGUCCGCAUCCAGCCCAAGGUGAUCAACUGCAAACCCCUGGACCUGAAGGGAGCCGUGUCUCAGGAACUGGACAAGCACUUUCUGCUGUGCGAAGCCUGCGGGAAAUGCAAGUGCAAGGAGUGCGCGCUGCCCCGGACUCUGCCGUCCUGCUGGGUGUGCAACCAAGAGUGCCUCUGCUCGGCGCAGAACCUGGUCAACUACUCCACCUGCAUGUGUCUCGUCAAGGGCGUCUUCUACCACUGCACCAACGAGGACGACGAGGGCACGUGUGCCGACCACCCCUGCUCCUGCUCCCACUCAAACUGCUGCGCCCGCUGGUCCUUCAUGGGCGCCCUCUCGCUGGUGCUGCCCUGCUUGCUGUGCUACCUGCCCGCCACCGGCUGCGUCAAGCUGGCCCAGAGAUGCUACGACCGCCUCAGCCGGCCUGGCUGCCGCUGCAAAAACACCAACAGCGUCAUUUGCAAGGCGCUGCCGGAGAGCAAAGGCAGCAGGGCAGAAAAGCCCUUUUGAUAGUUCGGGAGGGCGGGAGGACGCUCUGCAGAGGACGGGGGUGGCAUUGGCUCUUUUUAAUAACCUGUGUUCUGAGGAUAACGUUGGCCUUUUGCCUUCGGAGCGAGCAGAAACAACUGUUGCCCCAAAUUGAAGCACUUUGGGUUAUUCAGGGUUUUGGAACUGGUCAG
Mesitornis unicolor (brown roatelo) is the source of this 1082-nucleotide messenger RNA. It is a transcript of the gene SPRY4, whose product is annotated as sprouty homolog 4 (Drosophila). The record is from RefSeq and is a predicted model, not a curated record. NCBI's taxonomy places the organism in Eukaryota, Metazoa, Chordata, Aves, Mesitornithiformes, Mesitornithidae. Bases 13 to 912 code for a protein of 299 amino acids. Gene Ontology annotation, cellular component: membrane; cytosol. The transcript has a single exon. Gene Ontology annotation, biological process: multicellular organism development; animal organ development; negative regulation of fibroblast growth factor receptor signaling pathway.